Aspergillus welwitschiae is the source of this 4764-nucleotide messenger RNA. RefSeq lists its product as uncharacterized. Gene Ontology annotation, biological process: secondary metabolite biosynthetic process; amino acid activation for nonribosomal peptide biosynthetic process. Gene Ontology annotation, cellular component: cytoplasm. The coding region runs from base 1 to 4764 and encodes 1587 amino acids. The transcript has 2 exons. The record is from RefSeq and is a predicted model, not a curated record. Lineage: Eukaryota; Fungi; Ascomycota; Eurotiomycetes; Eurotiales; Aspergillaceae. Gene Ontology annotation, molecular function: catalytic activity; phosphopantetheine binding.
AUGUCACUGACAACACCGAAACCCGAUAUGAACGAUACCGACGUAUCGAGCUUCCAGGAGAUAUCCGAGGGUGAUCUGAUCAAGAUUUGGCAAUGGAACAAAAUAUCACCAUAUCCGAUUAUGCGUUGUGUCCACGAGAUAUGCGAGGAAAAGGCACGGAGUCAACCUGAUGCACUGGCUAUUUCAGCUUGGGAUGGCGAAUUGCACUACGGAGAGCUGGUACAGCUCGCCGCGAAACUAGCAAAUUGGCUCAUCCUCUCUGGAGUACGACCAGGCAUGGCUGUGCCUCUCUGCUUUGAGAAAUCGCGGUGGACAACUGUAGCUAUGCUGGGUGUGCUCAAGGCCGGUGCGGCAUUUGUUAUGCUUGAUACAUCACUCCCCAAACAGCGUCUUCAGGCGAUUGUUGAAAGCGUGAACGCAGACUUGAUCCUGUCAUCUGUUCCAAGCAAGGACAUGGCGGUAUCAUUGGCUAAGACCGUAAUUGCCAUAGAUUCGACCUUCUUCAAGGCAUUGAAUAAGCUCGAAAGACAAGACCCUCCGCCGGUGCACCCAUCGUCAGCCAUGUAUUUAACCUUUACAUCAGGUUCUACUGGCGCACCAAAGGGAUUAGUAAUAACACAUACCAAUUAUGCAUCAUCUCUCUACUACCAACUGCCACUCCUGGGAUUCACAAAGAGAACCAGGUUCUAUGACUUCUCUUCCUAUGGCUUCGAUGCUUCGUUGAGUCACAACUUUACGAUCCUGGCCGCAGGGGGUUGUUUGUGUGUACCAUCAGAGCAGGACAGGAAAAGCAACUUGGCUCAAAGCAUAUCGUCUCUCUGUGCAAAUGCUAUCGGUCUUACCCCGUCGGUUGCCAGAAUGCUGAACCCUGCUGACAUCCCGACUGUAGAGAUGAUCUUAUUUUUUGGUGAGGCUCUAUCUCUCGCAGACGUUCAACGCUGGUGGGGUAAAGUGAAAAUUAGCAAUAUAUAUGGACCAUCCGAAUGUACUCCCUACGCCCUCAUCAACACCGGCGCGGCGAGCCCGCAGGAGGCUACUCGAAUAGGCAGAGGUGCAGGACUAGUGACAUGGGUUGUCGAUCCAGAUAACCAUGACCAUCUACUACCCCUUGGUGAAACCGGUGAGCUACUUCUGGAAGGACCACUAGUGGGUGAAGGGUACUUGAAUGACGCGGAAAGAACCGCACAAGUUUUUAUUCAUGACCCAGUAUGGCUACGGCAAGGUGCAUCCAAUAUUUCAGGACGAAGUGGACAACGUCUGUAUAAAACAGGGGACCUUGUCUAUUACAACGACGACGGAAGCCUGAUAUAUGUCGAUCGCAAGGAUACACAGAUUAAGAUUCACGGACAGCGAGUGGAACUCGGAGAAGUAGAGGUCUGCUUAAAGCAGCACAUGCCAGAAGCGAAGCAGGUUAUUGUCGAUACAAUUACAGUCAAACGGAAAGAAUCAAGUACAGUGCUGGCAGCUUUCGUGCAGCCACACCAGACCUCAGCGAAUGCGAAGGGACCGGAAAAUACUCCCAUGGAGAUAUUCCAUGUGCCACGAGACGUCAUACACAUACUAGCUGAGAGCCUGCCAAUAUAUAUGAUACCGUCUAUUUUCUUGUCUAUACGCGAAGUUCCCAGAACGAUGUCAGACAAAUUAGACCGGAAAAAGCUCCGGGAAAUGGGUGCUUUGUGGUUCCAGCAAUUUCCUAGGGAGCAAAACCACGUGGUCAAGGGGAAACCAACAUCCCACAGUCCGUGGGGCUACGAGACAAUUUCUUUCGGCUGGGGGGGUGACUCGAUUGCAGCGAUGAAGGUCGUGUCCAAGGUUCAACAGGCUGGCCUCGGGCUGACGUUUUCCGAAAUCUUCCAGUAUCCUACAUUUGGUAGUUUGGAAGGUCGGUGUCGUCCUGAGCGUGAAAACCAUGUGGAGACAAUCUCCCCUUAUUCUCUCUUGGAAAUUGGAUGGAAUGAAGCACUUCUCCAGGAAGAUGUGGCCCAGUAUCAGCUUGAUCCCAACACAGUGGAGGACGCUUAUCCUUGCACACCCCUACAAGAAGGCCUCCUGUCUCUAUCCUUGCAAAAUCUGGGAACAUACAUGACGCAAAGAGUUCUGGGAUUGCACCCGACUAUAGACACAAGAGACUUCUGUUGCGCGUGGGAUAAGAUGGCCCGGAGCACGCCUAUCUUACGAGCAAGGAUCAUACAACAUGGCGACAUGGGCUUCUUGCAGGUGGUCUUGAAGGGAGACAUCCAAUGGAUCCAUGCGAAAGAACUACAACAAUAUCUUGCAAGAGACAAAAUAACCCCGAUGGGCCUGGGGAAACCUCUUGUACGCUGUGCGAUCGUCACAGACGACAUAGUCAAUCGCCGCUGGUUUGUGCUGACACUUCAUCAUGCUGUUUACGAUGGAUGGUCGAUGCCACUCUUGUUCGAAAGAUUGAGCGAUGCAUAUAAUGGCAUGCCCGAGAGACCGACUCAGCCAGAGUUCAAGGCCUUCAUUAAGUACAUUCAGGGUCAGAGCCACGAACGCGCUAUUGAAUACUGGAGGGAUCACCUUGCCGAAUGUGACUGCGCACCAUUCCCAUCUCUUCCCUCGGCUGCACAGCGGGUUAAGACCAACAGUGAAAUCACACAGAAGCUACCAUCGAUAAGCAUACAUACACCUGGAGUUACGCCCGCUAUACUUGUCCGAUCAUCCUGCGCUCUCCUCCUCAGUUGCAUGACCAACUCUAAGAAGGUUGUGUUUGGAAUAACAACAUCAGGACGGAGCGCACCUGUUGCCGGUAUUGAAGGGAUAGUAGGCCCAACGAUUGCGACAAUACCACUCUAUGUAAACAUACAGGAGUCACAAACGGUUACAGAAUAUCUCACAACCAUGCAGCAGCACAUGACGAGCAUGAUACCUUUCGAGCAGUUCGGCUUGCACAACAUUGCUAAAACCAGCUCCAACGCUCAUCAGGCGUGUAUGUUUCAGACACUUCUCAUUAUCCAACCACAGGAAACUGGAAGGGUCGACAAUAUCUUUGGGAAGUGGGAAGAAUGGCACAAGCCGGAAUGGGACGACACUUAUGCCCUUGUACUGGAGGUGCAGCUUGGGACUGGGCGUGUCAACGCUAGAUUCGAUUCCAGUGUUAUCAGAUCGUGGAUUAUGCAAGACUUACUAGAUGGACUCAACUUUAUGAUAAAGCAACUCUGCACGGCGGUACCAAAUCGAAGGAUAGCAGACAUUGCACCAGUGCCUCCCCGAAGCCUUGAGCGCAUAUGGGAGUGGAAUGUAACCGUUCCAUGCCCGGUGGGAACUACUAUGACUGAGAUGAUUAAGAAACAGGUGGACGAACAGCCGACCGCUCUGGCGAUUCAUGCGUGGGAUGGAGACCUAACAUACGGUGAGCUAGAUCAUCUCGCCACAAGCCUCGCAACCGAGCUCGUCAAACUUGGGGUCAGUCCGCCCCUACUGGGUCCAAAUAAUGUGGUUCCACUCUGCUUUCAGAAAUCAAAGUGGGCAAUAGUAUCCAUCCUCGGGGUCCUGAAGUCUGGCUCAGGAUUUGUAUUGCUCGACCCUUCUCUACCCGAAUCUCGAUUACGUUCCAUACUUCGAACAGUAGGGUCUAAAACGCUGCUUUCCUCCCAAGCCUGCAUGGAUUUAAGCCGUCGGUUAUGCAAGAUGGCAAUACAAGUUGGUCCAGACUUGUCCACAGUUUCAACUCAUUUGAGAAUUCAUUCCAACGGUGUCAUGGGACGAACACAACUACCCUCCAGCCUACUGUAUGCUGUGUUUACGUCCGGUAGCACCGGGACACCUAAAGGAGUAAUGGUGUCGCACGAGAACUUUUGCUCUGCUCUCCACUCUCAAUUAAGGCUUUUGAACCUUACGGCGAGGUCUAGAGUCUUGGAUGGUGCAUCAUAUUCGUUCGAUGCCGCGAUCCAUAAUAUUCUAACCACACUUGCGGUUGGAGGGUGUCUGUGCAUACCAUCGCAACAAAGCUACAGGAGUGAUAUUGGCAGCGCUAUAGCUGCCAUGCGGCCUACGAUCUGUAACUUAACCCCAACGGUAGCCCGUCUGUUAGACCCGGAGACAGUAUACGACCUCAAGACGUUGAUACUCCUGGGCGAGCCUGUCACAAGGUACGAUAUUGACCGAUGGGAAUCGAGCAAUGUUCAUGUGAUUAACGCCUAUGGCCCUGCUGAGUGCACACCGAUAAGCACUAUCAACGCUAGUCCGUUCAACACAGCAGAGGCUACCCGGAUUGGAAAAGGUGCGGGUUUGAUCACGUGGAUUGUACAUCCUGAGAACCAUAAUUGGCUAGUACCGCCAGGAUGCACCGGUGAAUUACUCCUCGAAGGACCUCUUGUUGGCUUAGGCUAUAUGAACAAUCCAGGAAAGUCAGGAGAAGCAUUCGUGGAAGACCCCGAGUGGCUGCUCUUGGGAUCACCACGUCAUCCUGGCCGCCGUGGCCGCCUUUAUAAAACUGGCGAUCUAGUGCAAUAUAACGAGGAUGGCAGUCUGACCUUCAUGGGGCGUAAAGAUAACCAAGUCAAAAUUCGUGGCCAGCGUGUAGAGCUCGGCGAUAUUGAGUAUCACGUUCUGGCUUCUUUGCCAACGAAGGCGAUCGAGGUUGUUGCCGAAGUCGUUGGACUUGAGAAUGACGGAGAGCCGAAACCGGUGCUAGUCGCUUUCAUCCACAUGGAUAGCAAUGGUAUGCCUGCCAGCGAGGAACCGGCAAUGGCUACUAAGCCAUACCACCUGACCGAUGUCGUCCGGGAGCGGAUUUUGUAG